This is a messenger RNA of Austrofundulus limnaeus, 706 nucleotides long. RefSeq names its product heat shock protein beta-7. The coding region runs from base 111 to 455 and encodes 114 amino acids. The transcript is spliced from 4 exons. Gene Ontology annotation, cellular component: nucleus; cytoplasm. NCBI's taxonomy places the organism in Eukaryota, Metazoa, Chordata, Actinopteri, Cyprinodontiformes, Rivulidae. The record is from RefSeq and is a predicted model, not a curated record.
CCGAUGGCACUCACACAGGCUCCUUGCAGGCUUUUAGACAUCCAUCCGUGUGAACAGCUGAAACACAAAGAAAAGGGAUUUUCCAACAACAGUCUAAUUCUUUAGCUUUCAUGGAAGAUAGUCAAAGUCAUUUUUCUGAGGAUUCAGGAUGUUUGCCACAACAUGGAACCAACGAUCACAAGUUUGCAGGUCAUUCACAUCCCACAGGAAAGAUCCAGAUCACUGGUGACACUUUCCAAUUCAAGCUUGAUGUGAGUGAAUUUUCACCAGAAGAUGUUAUUCUUGUGUCCUCCAACAACCUUUUAGAGGUUCGUGCUGAAAAGCUGGGUGAAGAUGGUACAAUCACAAAUACAUUUUCCCACAAGUGCAAGCUGCCAUCAGAUGUGGACCCCUCAUCUGUAAGCUUGUCCUUGGAAAGCAGUGGGGUCCUGACUGUGAGAGCUCACAAGAUGUAACCUCAGCGGUUGGCCUGCUGACCUUGCCUUAAAAAGUGGACUUUAGCGCCCUCAAGCGGUGGAUGAAAGCAACUUCUUGGUGCAACAUUCACGAAAUACCAAAACAUGAGCUUCACCAACCUAAAGCGCACUGACUCAAAUAUAAUACAUUCACUGUAACUUCCUAGUACAUUUUUGAUCCUGUUCUGUACUAUUUAACAAAAUAAAAAUGCAUCAUUGCUUAAUAUGUUGAAAUAAAAACUGUGCAUUUC